Messenger RNA from Salvia hispanica, 1098 nucleotides. Its product is annotated as F-box/kelch-repeat protein At3g06240-like. Gene Ontology annotation, molecular function: protein binding. Lineage: Eukaryota; Viridiplantae; Streptophyta; Magnoliopsida; Lamiales; Lamiaceae. The record is from RefSeq and is a predicted model, not a curated record.
AUGGCAAUGAACAACGAUGUGGUGAUAGAAAUCCUCUUGCAUCUUCCAGUUCGAUCCCUCUUGAUAUUUAGAUCUGUUUGCAAAUUCUGGUGUGACGUCAUUGAUUCUACACGUUUUCGAGAGCUGCACACUGAGUUACAUAUCAACAACAAUAACGACAACGGCGGCAAAUCUGAUGAUGCAGUAUAUCUACAAUUUACUCUUCCUGAUGAGAUAGGAAUAUUGAAACUAUCAACAAAGCUUCUAGACAACGGGAAGUCGUUAAAAUCGCAUGACUUUCCGUCUUUCAACAGGACACAUCAUAGGACGGCUGAUCCGAAUAGGCGUUUAAAGGUAGCUGGGGCAGUUAAGGGUCUAAUAUGCAUAAACACUUCUUCAGAAGAAAAUAUUCCAUCCAUAGUCAUAUGCAAUCCUUUUCUAGAUCAAUUGAAGAUUCUACCACUUCCUCACCGCCCUUCUUGUCAGUCGUGUGGAAGGACCCUUUGUUACCAACAGGUUGGAGUUGGCUUCGAUGAAGAUUACAAAGUGCAAGCCUACCUAUAUUCGAGAAGGAUGAAUUCUUGGAGGAAGUUGGCUUUUGAUCAAGAAUUGUACAUCCAUGGUCCUAUAAAGUCGUUGUGCAAGAAUGGCUCCUUUGCACACUGGAUAGGAUGGCGGAGAGACUCACAGUUUGUCAUACUAAGCUUUGAUAUGAAGAAUGAAGUGUUUCUGACAUUCACGAUAUCAGGUCAUGUGCAUGAGUCGUUUUACAUGAAUCUAGAGGUUCUUGCAAAGGAUGAAUGCUCGUUUGUUUUAUUCGGAUUAUAUAGUUCGCUAGUGGUGAUGGUUUAUGAGUCGAGAGUCGAAGGGAGUGAGCUUAUAUGGACUCGUGUGAUGAAUGUGGAACAACGUGUUUUACGGGAUAUGCCUCUUUGGAGGAGCGAUGAUUUUGCAGUGUUCAAGAAGCGUGAUUGUGUGGUUUGGUGGUUGCUUGAUUUUCUCGAAGAAAGGGUUUUGUUACUUUUGUAUGAUUGUCGUGCUCGGGAAUUCAUCACGCGUUUGGAGCUUCCGGAGACUUUGGCUAUAGUUGAGUAUGAAGGAAGCUUCAUUUCACCUUAA